Molecule: messenger RNA, 402 nt
Organism: Debaryomyces hansenii CBS767
Lineage: Eukaryota; Fungi; Ascomycota; Pichiomycetes; Serinales; Debaryomycetaceae
Exons: 1
Coding region: 1-402 (133 amino acids)
Source: RefSeq, a predicted model, not a curated record
AUGUAUAAAAGCUCUAUAAAUACUGUAUUUAAACAAUAUAGAAGUUUAAAUCGUGUCAUGUCUACGAGUAUUAAAAGACAAAUAUGCCCAUCUGAGGUCGAUGGCCCAAUCGAACGUGUAAUGAUAACUAAGAUUGUUGAAAACUUGAAGCCAUCUUUAUUGAAGGUUUAUAAUGAUUCAGCUAAACAUUCCCACCACGCAGGUGUAAAGGACGCAGUGAAUAAAACAGAAUCUCAUUUCACGAUGGAGAUUGUAAGUGAUGAAUUUAUUGGUAAGUCCAUGCCGUCCAGACAUAGAAUUGUGUACCAGCUUUUGGAUGAUGAAUUCAAAAAUAAGGGCCUUCAUGCAUUAACGAUGAAAACUAAGACCGCUGAAGAAAUUAAUAGACAAGCAAAUAAAUAA